This is a messenger RNA of Podarcis muralis (Common wall lizard), 2622 nucleotides long. Its product is annotated as vomeronasal type-2 receptor 26-like. The record is from RefSeq and is a predicted model, not a curated record. Lineage: Eukaryota; Metazoa; Chordata; Lepidosauria; Squamata; Lacertidae. Gene Ontology annotation, cellular component: plasma membrane. Gene Ontology annotation, biological process: G protein-coupled receptor signaling pathway. Gene Ontology annotation, molecular function: G protein-coupled receptor activity.
AUGUUGGCUUUAAUGGUGCUGCAAUUUCUGCUGCUGCUUCAGACAGUGAGCGGCAUUCCUACAGCCAAAUGUGUGAUUGGUAAACCUGCUCCUAUUCUUCACAGGUAUUAUCAGUCAGGGGAGUUCACCAUUGGUGUUAUAAUGUCUCAGAUCUUCAUCAUUUAUGACCUUAUAACAUUCAGAAGGCAUCCCUCUCAGGAGUUGAUUGAUGACUUUAUGAUAGUGACACAAAACUACCAGCACAUCUUGGCCUUAGUAUUUGCAGUGAAGGAGAUUAAUGGAAACCCCCAAAUCUUACCCAACAUCACUCUGGGUUUUGAUGUCUAUAAUAAUCAUUUUAAUACAAAAUUCACAUACGAGGCCUCAUUGAAAGUUCUUUCCACACACGACAAAUUCAUCCCUAACUACAAAUGUGAUAACCAGAACAAACUGGUAAUGCUUAUUGGAGGUCCUAGUUCCAACAUCAUUGGACAGGCCGCAACAAUACUGGGCAUCUACAAGAUUCCACAGAUCGCAUAUGCUCCUGCUCCAGAUACAAAUAGCAAGCCCCAAGAUGCUUUCUUCCACUGGAUGUUCCCAAAUGGGGCCCAGCAGCAUAGGGGGAUCCUCAAGUUGUUGCUGCACUUCAGAUGGAUCUGGAUUGGAGUGCUUUACCUCAAUGUGCACAGUUCAAAGAUUUUUGUACAAAAUCUGCUUUCCAUGUUUUCCAACAAUGGUGUUUGCUUGGACUUCGUCAAAACCAUACCAGAUAUAGGAUUUUCUAAUCAACUGCAUGAAAUGGCAGAGGAGGCAUGUGGGAUUAUAAAUAUCACCAUGGAAAGCACAGCCAAUGCAGUGAUCUUUCAUGGUGACUAUCAGGCCAUAAUGAACUUAAGAAUUUUGCUCGAGCUCUCGAAGUUCGAAGGUCAAUCAGUGAGAACAAAGGUCUGGAUUAUGACAGCAGAUGUGGAUUUCACAUCAAUUCCCGUUCAAAGAAGCUGGGACAUUCAUUUCAUCCAUGGAUCUGUAUCCCUUGCAAUCUCCUCAAAGGAGGUGGCAGGAUUCCAGGAAUUUCUGCAAAUGAGGAACCCAACACUGGAAAAAGAGGAUGGUUUCCUGUGGGACUUCUGGCAAAAGGUAUUUGAUUGCUCACUCCCCAGCUCUGAUGAAGACAAGAGGGAUGGAAAUAUCUGCUCUGGGGAAGAGAAACUGGAGUCUCUUCCUGGAUCUGUUUUUGAAAUGAGAAUGACUGUCCACAGCUACAGCGUCUACAAUGCCAUCUAUGCUGUGGCACAUGCUUUGCAUGCCAUGUAUUCUUCCAUAUCAAAGCGUAGGACAGUGAUGAAUGGAGAUAGAUGGAAGGACCAGAAUAAGAAGCCACAACAGCUCCCUCACUUUCUGAGAAGCACCCCGUUUAACAACAGUGCUGGAGAAGAGGUUGCCUUUGACUAUAAUGGGGAAUUAGUAGCUGGAUUUGAUAUUAUCAACUGGGUGACAUUCACAAACCAGUCCUUCCUUAGAGCAAAAGUUGGGAGGAUAGAUCCUCAGGCACACUCAGAGAAUCUGUUCACCAUUUCUGAUGAUGCCAUCAUAUGGCCCAGCAGGUUCAAUCAGGCACACCCUAUUUCAGUGUGUAAUGACAAUUGCCUUCCUGGUUAUCACAAGACAAAGAACGAAGGGAAACCAUUUUGCUGUUAUGAUUGUCAUCCCUGUCCAGAGGGGAAGGUUGCAAACCAGAAGGAUAUGGAUAGCUGCUUCCUGUGUCCAGAGGGCCAUUAUCCAAAUAUUAACAGAGAUUUCUGCCUCCCCAAAACGAUAACCUUCUUGUCUUAUGAAGAACCUUUGGGAAUAGGUUUGGCCAUUGCUGCUCUCUCCCUUUCUUUCAUUACAGCUCUGGUGCUGGGAACCUUUAUGAAACACCACAAGACGCCCAUUGUCAAAGCCAAUAACCGGAGCCUUUCCUACACUCUCCUCGUCUCCCUCCUGCUUUCUUUCCUUUGUGCUUUUUUAUUCAUUGGUCGACCCAAUGCAGUGACGUGCCUCCUUCGACAAACCGCUUUUGGUAUCAUCUUCUCAGUGGCUGUUUCUUGCAUGCUUGCCAAAACCAUCACCGUGAUUCUAGCUUUCAUGGCCACCAAGCCAGGAUCCAAAAUGAGGAAAUGGAUGGGGUGGAAAGUGGCUGCCUCUAUUGUUCUUUCGUGCUUCCUUAUUCAAGUCACUCUUUGCACUGGUUGGCUGGCAACCUCUCCACCGUUCCCAGAACUGGACAUGCAUUCAGCUAUCAGUGAGACCAUUGUACAAUGUAAUGAAGGGUCAGAUGUAAUGUUUUAUUGUGUAUUGGGCUUCAUGGGUUUCUUGGCUACUGUCAGUUUCACUGUGGCUUUCCUAGCCAGGAAGUUACCAGACACUUUCCAGGAAACUAAAUCAAUCACCUUCAGCAUGUUAUUGUUUUGCAGUGUUUGGCUAUCCUUCUUCCCUACCCACCUGAGCACCAAAGGCAAAUACAUGGUGGCUGUUGAGGUCUUCUCCAUCUUGGCUUCCAGUGCAGGAUUAUUAGGUUGUAUCUUUUUCCCUAAAUGCUACAUCAUUUUGCUGAGACCUGAUUUGAACAAAAAGGCACAUCUAAUAAAGAGAAUGAUUUGA